This is a messenger RNA of Lingula anatina, 35183 nucleotides long. RefSeq lists its product as uncharacterized. NCBI's taxonomy places the organism in Eukaryota, Metazoa, Brachiopoda, Lingulata, Lingulida, Lingulidae. The record is from RefSeq and is a predicted model, not a curated record.
AUUUCUGUGGCAGUCCUCAAUAUGUAUCCAGGAUCCACAUUUGAGUUUCAGCCAAACAUGGGGGCCAGAUUUGAUAUAGGAGACAUCAAUGUUAAGUAUGGUGGAAGAGUCCUGGCAGACUUCUUCAAUAUAUCCUCUACAUUGGUCCAUCUUGAGGUGGGGGCUGCACUUUCAGCUUCAGCAGAAGACAGGUCAACUUCUUCGACACUAGAUGUCACUCUAGGCACUGGUUCAAUCAAUACUGGUGCUGGGCAUGGUAGCUUUGGAGGACGGUAUAGUAACACAGAUGGUGGCACUUAUUAUGGAACCAUUUAUCUUCCAGCAUCGCCAGGUAGCCGGGGUGGAGAUGGGGAUAUCAAAACUGCUGGAAGGGGUGGCGGUGUGAUUUAUCUGGAUCUAGGAGUGGAUCUGAUACUGGAUGGGUCUCUCACUGUAUCCGGAGGGAGUUCUGCAGCAGGUGGGGGGAGUGGUGGUAGCAUCUUGGUCAAGUGCAGAGAGGUAGAUGGCUUUGGCAAAAUGGAUGCCAAUGGAGGUUCCAGUGGACGAGGCGGUGGUGCUGGGGGCAGGAUAGCUGUAUAUACUGAUCACAUGGACAAAUUUGAAGGUGUUUUCACUUUCUUUGGUGGCAGUGGUGGAAAUGCAGAUGGAGCAGGAGGAAGUGGAACAGUUUACAUCCAAGAAAUAAGAAACAGUUUUCCAUACACCAAGCUGAUGAUAGACAACAGAAACAGACCAAUCUCUAAGUAUGUCACCUUGGAUGAAUUAGACCAGGAUCACUAUGAGUUUGAUGAGGUACAUAUUCCCCAUCAGUCAUCCCUUCAUGUUGCCUCUGGAAAGUCCAAUGCCAGCUUGACUAUACACACAUUGAAUGGAGACAGGACAGGUCUGUUACAUGGGCAUUCUGGUCAGAAAUUGUUCAUAGAAUACAAUGAGCAGGAAAGCAAUGUCUUCAGGGCCAAGGCAAACUUCUUCUUGGAUAAGGACUCAGAACUCAUGGGAGCUUUUACCAUGGUAGUCAUUGGAGCUGGUGUAAAAGUACCAGGCACAGAGAGAGUGGUUUCCAUUGAUACCAACGGCAUUAUCUUAAAUGUGGAAAACCUGAUAGUUUCACAGUAUUCACAUGUGUUUGUUGGGAAUGAUGCCCACACAGCUGCUUACAGAAACAGGACAUAUUUCAAUGUCAACAAACCAGGAGAAUUUACAUUUGCAUCCCUUGAACUUCAGAGUAAUGCAACUUUCAAACUUGCACCAGACUUGAAUUUAAAAACUGAAAUAGGUCAGAUAGACUUAAAAUAUGGGUCAGUGCUCUCAGCAGAAAGUAUGUCACUACUGUGUAGCAAAUUAAAUGUGGAGACAGGUGCGACCCUGACUGUGGCUUCCCAAGACAGGCCAGAGGAUACCCUAGAUUCUGAAGUGGGUGCAGGCACAGGUGGCAGUGGAGCUGGUCAUGCCAGCCUUGGAGGUGGGACACAAGGUGGGAGUUACUACGGUACCUUGUACAGGCCCACAGAACGUGGUUCUAGUGGGGGAGGCAAAGGAGGUGGUGCCAUCUAUAUGGACAUAGCAACAAUCCUGCACAAUGAUGGUACAAUCACAGCUAGUGGGCAGGAUGGUUCCACUGCCAGUUCUGAAGGCGGUGGAAGUGGUGGCUCUGUUUGGAUCAACACUCUGGAACUCAACGGGCAUGGUGCCUUUGUCAAUGCAGGUGGCAGUGGGAUUGGUGGUGGCUCUGGAGGCAGAAUAGCCAUAUACACAUCUACCAAGAACACAUUUGAAGGCAGUUACAUUGCCCAUGGAGGAAGUGGGUCAUCUUCAUCCCAGCAUGGUGGACCUGGGUCACUUUACCUGCAGGAUAUCAGGGAGGGCCGCAACUAUUCCCAACUGCUACUUGAUAAUGAUAACAGAGGAUGGGUCCAGGACUACACCUUGGAUGAAGCAGACACAUACGCAUACAUAUUUGAUGAAAUACACCUUACAAAGCAAGCUUCAAUUCAAAUGCCAGAUGAUGGAAAGAGCAGGAAUGUCACAGCACACAAAGUCGGUGGUGAUUUGACAGGCAGAAUUCUCAUCCAUGCCAACCAGUCUUAUUACCUAGAAGUGAUUGAGUCCAAGACAUCAUCAAGUAAAACCCAAGCCAAUAUCUGGAUUGAUGAAGGUGGUGAGGCAGUGCUCCCUACCAUGGCAUACAUUAUAGGCAAAGGGGAGACAGCUCUGAAGUGGUAUGGUGGCUUGGUUGGUGUACAUCAUCUCCGGAUAGCACCUGGAAGGAAAGUGAUGGUGGGACCCAAGGCACACAGUGCAGUGGUUGUGGAUGGGACACUGUAUGCAGAGUUACCUGGGACAUUCAGGUUUGCCAGUCUGGAGUUUGGUUCAGGAUCCAGUGUGGCCUUCCCUCCUCCUAUGGGGAUUAGGUUUACUGUUGGAUUCUUGGAUAUGAAAUAUUCCUGCAGCUUCAGUGCUGAGUAUUUUGAGGUGUUUGCCACCGACAUGUUCCUUGAACCUGGGUCAACCUUACUUUGUAAAGGCAGAGGUCCAGAGGAUGGAGGUCCAGGGAGAGGGAUGAGGCCUGGAACUGGGGGUGGCUAUGCAUCUACUGGAGGAAGUGACACCUCACAGCAACCUGGAGGAGAUCCAUAUGGCUCUCUGUAUCAGCCAACACUGGCUGGUAGUUCUGGAGGCACUGGCAGUGGUGGCAGUCAGGGAGGCAGGGGUGGUGGUCGUACAAGACUGGUGGUAGGGGGAAUAUUCCUCAUGGAUGGCAUAGUGAAUGUGGACGGUGAAGAUGGCAGGCAGAAUAGUGGUGGAGGAAGUGGUGGUGCUUCAUGGAUAACAGCAGGUCAUUUCCGAGGCCAUGGUACAGUGUCAGCUAUGGGAGGCCAGGGUAACAACAGGGCUGGAGGUGGCUCUGGAGGAAGAAUAUUAGUCCAUACAUUUGACGCACAUGAAUAUCGUGGCUCUCUCAGAGCACUCGGACGCGGUGGCACAAGUGGGGGUGCAUAUGGUGGCACAGGAACGGUGUAUCUGGAAGACUGGAGAAGUGGAACCUGGUAUAGAAGACUGUAUCUAGACAACCAGAAUAUUGUACCAGCGCAAACCUUUGUACUGAAUGAGACCAACCCCAGAGAAGAUAGGGAGGACAUGGGCGAUGAGUACAAUGUGAAAGCAGACUUCACCUUUGAUGAAAUGAUGCUACAAAACAAAAUCAUCCUGGAAAUUGCCUAUCUAGGAAAACAGUCAAGCAGCAUAGCAAUACAUAAGAUACUAGGCGAUGGCAGUUCAACAAUCCACGUCAGAGAAAGGCAGAAGUUCUUCAUGGAAUAUUCAGAGUUUGUUGAUAUCCGUUCCUCACCACCAGUCAAUUACAUAGUUGACUACAAGGGGGAGCUGCUGCUUCCUGCAGACUUCAGAGUUAGCGGUGACAACAAUCCUGCUUUGAUAUUGAAUGGUUUAUUGGCUGGAGUGCAGAACCUGAGCCUAGCAGAGGGGAAAGCUAUGACCAUGGGACCCAGUGCAUCCAGUGCCUUACUCAAAGAUGGGGUGUACAAUCAAGUGUCUGAUCCAGGACAUCUGACACUAAGCCACCUGAAACUUGAAGCCAGGGCCUCGAUCAUCAACACAGUGAAUGUCCAGAUAGAAUCUUCAGAUGUCACAAUGAGAUACCAGUCCAAGGUGACAGCUCCCAGUAUUGUGUUUAAGGUCAGCAAUCUGAAUCUGGAGGGGGAGGCAAGGCUUGAUGUCUCUGGCAGGGGACCCCACACAGGGCAAGGCAACAGCCCUGGAAUACUGGACGCACAGAACUUUGGUACAGGAGGAGGGCAUGGAGGAUUUGGAGGAGGGGCAGAUGUUGUAAACUAUACUGCUAGUACAGCAUAUGGAUCAUACAUUGUCCCUGUUCACCCAGGCAGUGGUGGUGGGGGUUCCAAUGGUGGUGCAGGUGGUGGUACCAUUGCUCUGUAUGUGGGCUGGUCACUUCAUGUAGAUGGUAUUCUGGAGGGCAGAGGGGGAAAUGCUGGUGCAGGCAGUAGUGGGGGAGGCAGUGGUGGCAGUGUCUAUGUAUCCACAGUCCUGUUCUCUGGACAUGGAACUCUGUCCACAGAGGGCGGACAUGGGUCUGGGCAUGGGUAUGGAGGAUCAGGAGGAAGAAUUGGCGUCCAUGUUGCCUGGCUGAGAGAGUUUUCUGGCUCUUACAUAGCCUAUGGUGGCAUUGCUCCUGAUAGUGGUAGCACCUGUAACACCCGUGACAAAAACGGAGCCUCAGGAACAAUAUACUAUACUGACACCAAUCGAGGUCUUACCUAUAGAAAGGCUAUUAAGACCUCUGAUAAUUCAACCCUGUGGGAGGAUGCCCAUACUGAGAUAAUCCUGGAUAAUGUCAAUAGAAAUUGCAAGUUACCAACCGUGAUUAUGAAUGAAGAAGGAAAUCAUUUUGAGUUUGGGGAACUAGUGUUGGAUAACCAUGUGGUUCUGGAAAUGCAUGGAGGAAACAGUACUCUAAUAGCCCAUAAAUUUAGAGGAGACAGAACAGGACAGGUGCAUCUGAGGAAUGGGCAGAAGAUGUAUGUUGAAUAUGUGGAGUCAGAGACUGGUUACACCAUUGCUCCAGUCAGUUACAGGGUGGACCGAGGUGCCACUAUCAUAGUUCCUAGUACUCUGGUUAUGCUUGGUACUCGAACCAUCAUGGCUGGAUUGCUUGUUGGUGUCCAUGAUCUUAUAAUGGCUGAAGGUGCUACCUCAGUUUUCAUGUCUACAUCCCAAACAGCCCUGAUUUCCAACAAUACAUAUUUUGAUAUAACCAAGGCAGGAAAUCUCAGUUUCAGUAGUGUUAUAGUACAGAGAGGCUCCCUUCUUGAGUUGAGAAAUAUUACUGAUGACUUAUAUCUCACCGUCAUCUUCCUCAAUAUCAAAUUUGAAGGACAAGUUGACAUCAAUCAUGGUGUUAUUGUAUCCACUACAGGCAAUAUAGAAAGUUUGGGUGUCUUGAACCUGAACUACACAGGGUAUCCUGGGCAGAUGGGAUCUGGCAAAGGAUCUACCUCAACAGAUGGGUUUAAUAUAGGGUUUGGUGGAGCACAUGGUGGGCAUGGUGGAGCACAUUGGCCAUAUACAGGAGGUAUUCCUCAUAAUAAUGUGUACAGACCUAGGGAUCUCGGAAGUGGUGGAGGCCAUGGUGGUAAUAAUGGAAUCGGGGGCAGAGGAGGAGGAAUGCUCUAUUGGCUGAAUGGAGAAGUCUUAACAAUAGAUGGCACCUUGACGCUACAAGGUGGUAAUGGAGAAGGGAUCAAUGCUGGCGGUGGGAGUGGUGGAAGUCUCCUCAUUGAUACGCUGAAUUUCACAGGCUAUGGAGAACUGAAUGUGAAUGGAGGAGCAGGUUCUCCGGCCACAUCCAGGUCCUCUGACAAGUACUAUGGUGGAGGUGGUGGCAGUGGAGGUAGAAUAGCUGUUCUGGUCAGGUUUGCCCAUAAAUAUGCUGGAGAGUUCAAAUCAGUUGGAGGGCGAGGAUCUGGAAAUAUCCCACAUGGUGCUGCUGGUACAGUAUAUAAAGAAGAGACCAACAGAGGACCUCAGUAUGCUGAUAUCAAGUACGAUAAGUCGACUAACAAGACCUAUACCACAGCAACACAUACCUACCUACAGGCUGACAAUGAAGACCUGAAUGCAGAAUUCUAUCAGCAACAUGAAGAACCAUGGCUGUACACAACAUUGAUGGCUGGAGGGAAGACGGCUUAUGAAUUUGAUGAGGUGCAUCUUACAAGACAUGCAAAUCUCCUUAUAGAUUAUCCAUACAACUCUUCAUUUGUGAAUAUCUCAAUUCACAAAUUCCUUGGUGACAGAACAGGACUGGUUCAUGUGAGGAAAGACCAAGUACUGAUUGUAGAGUUUGAAGAAUCCAAGACAAACCAAACCUUUGCCCCAUGUAGUUAUCGCAUUGAUGGAGAUGCUGAAAUAAUUUUACCAGAAAUUGCAUACAUUGUUGGAACAAGAACACUGUUAGCUGGUAGAAUUACUGGAGUUCAGGAUCUGUACAUAUCUGGAGGAGGAGAUGUUAUCUUUCACUCCACAGCCCAGACAGCACUAUUAGCCAACGGCUCCUAUACUAGUAUCACACCUAAGGGCAAUUUCACAUUUUCCACUUUUACUGUUGAAAGAAACUCCAAGGGCAACUUCACAAAUGUCACAUUACCAAUGAGUGUUUCUGUAGCAGAGUUCAGAGUCAAGUACCAAGGUGAAUUACUUAUGAACAGAGCAGAUCUGUUUUCUACGUAUGCCUGGGUUGAAAGUCAAGGUGUAUUCCAUUUGGACGGUACAGGACAUUUGGCAGAGGAAGGCCCUGGAGCUGGCUUUACAGUUGGAGGCUUUGGGACAGGAGCAGGGCAUGGUGGUGAAGGGGGCGGAUCUUACCCACCAUAUGGAGGGACACCCUAUGACUCUGUCUACAGGUCGGUGGAACUUGGUAGUGGUGGUGGAAAUGGAAGAGGAACAGGAGGCCGAGGUGGUGGACUACUGUAUUGGGAGAUUGGGGAGAAACUGGAACUUCAUGGAGUGCUUUCUGCUAGAGGGCAAGAUGGUCAGGGAAUUAAUGCUGGUGGGGGUAGUGGAGGCGCAAUCUUCAUACGUACUACAAAUAUGACAGGCCAUGGGGAGAUUGCUGUCAAUGGUGGUGCUGGCAGUGGUACCAUAGGAUGUGGUGGUGCUGGUGGCCGUGUAGCAAUACAUUGCCGCUGGAGGUACCAAUAUGGCGGACGUUUUACAGACUAUGGAGGCUAUGGAGGUUCUUCAGCAACUUUAUCUCAUGGCGCUGCAGCAGGUACAAUCUACAAGGAGGAAAAUUUAAGAGAGCUUGAAUAUAGACAUAAAAAGUAUGACAAGUUCCUGAAUACCACUUUCCUGGCCGUGGAUCAUACCUAUGUUCACAUUGACAAUGAUGGAAGGGCUGUCCCAGCUGCAACUGUUAUGAUGGAAGAAGGAAGGACAGAAUAUGAAUUUGAUGAAAUGGAACUUACUGGGUACUCAAGGCUGUUGUUUUACCACCCAUCAGAAGAUGCCCAGGUCAAUGUCACAGUCCAUGCCUUCAUUGGGGAUAAAACUGGACAAGCACAUCUGAGGAAUAAUCAGACCAUCUGGGUAGAGGUAGUAGAAUCAGUAACUAACAAGACAGAAGCGCCAUGUAGUUAUAUCAUUGACCAGGGAGCAGAAAUCAUACUGCCUGCAGAGUUCCAUGUGCACGGAACCAACAGCACUUUAGCUGGCAGAAUAACUGGCGUGAGAAGUUUGUAUAUUGAGUCUGGUGCAUGGGUAGAAUUCUACUCCACAGCUCAGACAGCCAUUCUGGAAAAUAACACCUAUAUCGAAAUUACACAACCAGGCAAUUUCAGUUUCCCAGUUUUCCAAGUCAAGAGAGGUGGUACUGGUGGAUUCUGGAAGAUCAACACAACCUUGAGUGUCCAUUCCUCAGUCCUUCAUGUUAAAUACCAAGGUGAGCUGUACAUGAACCAUGCAGAGCUUUUCACUUCAUAUGCCUUUAUAGAAAGUCAGGGAACUUUCCACUGUGAUGCAAGAGGGCACCCAGCAGAAAUGGGAAUAGGUGCUGGGUUUAGACACAGCAACAUAGGAUAUGGUGCCUCUCAUGGUGGUCAAGGAGGUGGGUCAGCUGUUUACAUGGUGACCAAUCCAUAUGAUUCAGUGUUUAUCCCCACAGAGCUAGGCAGUGGUGGUGGUAGUGGAUAUGGUGGAACAGGUGGGACUGGUGGUGGAUUACUCAUCUGGAACAAUGCACAUUACCUUGAAAUGAAUGGCCUACUAGCUCUACGAGGAGGGAAUGCGACUGGUGUCAACUCUGGUGGAGGGAGUGGUGGAAGUGUCGUUAUCAAAACCACAAAUAUGACUGGACACGGACAGAUAAACGUGAGAGGAGGAGAUGGGACUGAUCAAGGCGGGGGUGGUGCUGGUGGGCGUAUUGCAGUACACUGUAGGUGGCACUAUACAUACGGUGGUGAAUUUAUCAACAGGGGAGGCCUAGGAGAGGGCAAUAAUCUUGCCCUUGGUGCUGCUGCUGGUUCAACAUAUGUGGAAGAAAACUUGAGACCACUACAGUACAGAGUGCUCAAGUAUAUGAAGGAGCUGAAUACAACAUUCCUUGAAGUUGACCACAAGUAUGUUCAUGUGGACAAUGAAGGCCUGUUGGUUCCUGUUGCUAGUAUGCUCAUGGAGAAUGAAACCAAAUACUAUGAGCUGGAUGAACUUGAGCUCACAGGACAUUCCCGUCUAAUUAUAUACCAUCCCAACAACUCUGAAGUGGAGAUGGUUGUGCACAGGUUUAUCGGAGACAAAACUGGAAGACUGCAUUUGAGAGAAAAUCAGAAAGUUUACGUUGAAGUGGUAGAAUCUGUCACCAAUGUUACAGAGGCCCCUUGCAGUUAUGUCAUUGACCAAGGAGCAGAGGUCAUCUUCCCUGCUGUUGUCCAUCUCCAUGGUAUCAAUACUGACCUGGCUGGAAUGGUCACUGGUGUCCACGAUCUUUUUGUAGAAGACCAAGCCAUAGUUGAUUUCUACUCCACCGCACAGACUGCCUUGACUGAAAAUGGAACUUACAUUGACAUCACAAAACCUGGAAAUAUUACAUUCCCUUUGCUGACAGUGAAGAAGGGUGGGGAGUUGAAUUUUAGAAGAAACUUAAAUGACCUGACUGUGACUUCAGCUUUGUUGGAAAUAAAGUACCAAGGGGUUAUGACUAUGAACCAUGGGACAGUUGAUGUUGGGGAUGCAGACUUGGAAUCUCAGGCCAUCAUUGAUGUGUCAAAGUCUGGUCACCCUGCGGAGACAGGACCUGGGGCUGGCACCACAAUCAACAACAGAGGCUCUGGAGGGAGUUAUGGAGGAAAAGGUGGCUAUACAAAUACUAUAAGCACAGAAGUGGCAUAUGGAUCUGUAUUCACACCCAGAGUCUUUGGCAGUGGGGGUGGAAAUGGGAGAUACGGUCAAGGUGGAACAGGAGGUGGAUUUGUCAACCUGAAGGUUGGAAGAACUCUCCAUCUCAACGGCAUGCUGGAUGCUAGAGGUGGCAACGCCAAAGCAAAUGGAGGUGGUGGAGGAAGUGGCGGCAGUGUAUUGGUGGAAACCACUAACAUCACUGGGCAUGGAGUGAUAGAUGCCAGUGGUGGCAGUGGGACUGGAGAUGGGGGAGGAGGGGCUGGUGGAAGAAUUGCUCUCCAUGUUGACUACCAGAUGAACUACGGAGGAAAAUUCAUCAGUUAUGGUGGACGAGGUGGACCAUCUUCCACCCAUUCUGUUAGUGAUGGUGGUCCAGGCACGUUUUACAUGUAUGAAUCAAGAAGAGGACCAGAAUAUAGAGAGCUGAAGUACAAUCCUCGCCUCAAUGUUACGACCCUUGACCCAGAGAGAACCAGACUGAGAAUUGACAAUGGAGAAUUGCGGGUCGAUCAUCCUGCAGUUGUUAUGGAAAAUGCCACUAUAUUUUAUGAGUUUGACGAAGUCCAGGUGCGUGGGUAUUGUUAUGUACAGUUCUACCACCCAACAGGAGUUCACAAUGUAACCGUUGUCAUCCAUGAGCUGUUAGGAAAUAAGAAAGGUCUAAUCAGAGUACAGAGUAGACAGAGAGUGAUAGUCCACUUUGUUGAGUCAACACACACAUACCUAGAUGCUCCUUGUGGUGUCCAUGUUGAUGAUGGUGGGGAAGUCAUCUUUCCAACAACUACCAUACUUCGAACAGAAAGGGCAAUCUUGGAGGGACGGAUGAUUGGCAUUGAAGAACUAAUCAUUCAUGGACCUGGCAGUGAAUUUACUCUGAUAAACCAAGGCCAUACUGCUGAAGUUCCAGCAGAGGUUGAUUGGUACACUGAAGACUUCACAGAUGAUGCAACACCAGGAGUGGUGAGGAUAGGGAGAGUGGUACUCAGUGACGGAGGCAGGAUGGUCUUUCAGGCACCAAAUAGGAGUGUGGUACCAACAGUGCAGCUAUCAGAGCUGAUUGUGAAAUCUAGAAGUUCUGUAAGCCUAGAGUCUUGGUAUGCCAAUAUUACAGUCACAUCCCUGGAUGUAGAAAAGCUAGCUGAGAUCACGGGUGAAGGCUUUGGGUAUCCAAGGAAUUCAGGACCUGGAAGAGGAACAGGAUCAGGUUAUUCCAGCUCUGGAGCUGGACAUGCCUCUACUGGAGGCAAGGGCUACACAGCAUACGCAGGUGGCUCUCCCUAUGGUGCGUUGCACAAACCAAGUAAACCAGGCAGUGGUGGAGGGUACCCCUAUGGAGGCGGUGGUGGAUCACACCUCUAUCUUUUUGCUGCAAGGCGUCUCACUGUCAAUGGCCAUAUAAGUGUCAAUGGUGGCUCAGUGCCAUCCAGAAGAGUAGGAGGUGGAGGCAGUGGUGGUUCGGCCAUUAUUUACACAGCAGAUCUCACUGGUUAUGGCCUGGUGUCUUCAGAUGGCGGAAGCACAGAUGGGUAUUGGCAUGUUAGUGGUGGUACUUAUGCUGGUAGUGGAGGAGGUUCAGGGGGAUAUUUGGUCAUUAACCUACUCAACAGCACCCUGGCCUUCAAGGGCACCCUUCAGGCACUAGGUGGUGUUGCAAGAGGAGACCCAUCCAGUAACAAAAACCAACAUGGAUCUCCAGGAACUGUACUAAUCAGAGAAAUAACUGGGAAUGAUAUGUACCAGCGUCUCCAUGUGGCAGAUAGGAAUAGGGGAAAUCUGAAUGCAUGUACUUUCCCAGUACAUGUAGAAGAAAUGGAUGGCCAGAGAAUUGAUGUUAUUGAGCUAAAAGACAGGGCUUGCAUUUUGGUACCCUCAAUCACAACAGUCUUCUUAACUGGAGAUGGCACAGGACUCCUGGUAGUGCCAAACAGCAAAACUCUGAUCAUUGAUCAUGGCACUGUAGCUCAGCCCAAUGUAAAUAUAAGAGUAGACAUCAUUGGAGAGAUUGUAGUACCAAGAGAAUUUACCAUCCUAAGAUACUUUACCUUAGCAGGAGGAAUGUAUGGGGUGGAAGAUUUCAGAAUUCGAGGAAAAGCUAUGUUGAAUCACUACAGCUAUACCACAUGUAGGAAUUGCUCUGAGGGAAGUACAGAAAGAGGGCAGCACUGGUAUUCCACUCUCACAGUGCUGGCUGAUGGAAACCUGGACAUUCUAGACCAUAACACGAGAUACAUUGACAAUGCUAUGCAGAUUCGACUGAAAACCUUUGAUGUUGAUUACACUGGAAGAGUGACAAUUGGAGAUGCUCUGCGUAUCUACCCAAUGUUGUUCAAGGCUGAAAAGAGAGCCAUCAUCACAGCAGACCAUUCAGGGUACCCUGGCACCCAAGGAGAGGGUGCUGGUAGUUCCUGUGGCAACUGUGGUGGUGGUGGUGCUGGACAUGGCGGUAUAGGUGGCCAGGGUGCACGUGGUUCUUGCUCUAGCUGCUCUUCCUGUUCAUCAUCGACAAAAUGCAGUCAUGGAAUAAAGUAUGAUGAUCCUUGUAUGCCAAGUAUUGUUGGAAGUGGUGGGGGAAGUUGUAGUCAUGGAGGUGGUGGAUCAGGCGGUGGUGCUAUGAAAGUCAUCGCAAGUAGACUGCUGGUAGCAGAAGGCUCCUUUACAUCCAAAGGUUUAACAGCAAGUAAUGGUGGUGGAGGAGGAAGUGGAGGCUCUAUAUGGCUAGACAGCAGAUUCAUCGAAGGAUGGGGCAAUGUUCAUGCUGAUGGAGGUAAUGGUGCCAGUGACUGUAAUCGUUGUUAUUAUUAUUAUGAAAGCUGGUGUUGUUGCUAUCACUAUGGUGCUGGGGCAGGUGGAGGUCUCAUCAGGACUUAUGCUGUACACAACAUGCAGAAAGUUGUGAAGAAUCAAAGGUAUGCCCCUGGUGGUAUUGGCACCCACAACAACAAUGGUGCCAGUGGCUUAAUAAAUACCUGUGCAGCCAGCCAAGCUUGUGGUAACCAUGGCACUUGGAACCUUACAUCUGAAUCCUGUGAUUGCAUCAGUGGCUAUAUUGGGGACUCUUGUCAGUACAAGUGUGAUGCUUUCACAACGUGCAAUGGCAAUGGAGAAUGUAAUGAUCACGGACAAUGCGAUUGCAAUGCAGGUUAUGUAGGGUAUCGCUGUGAGCACCAGUGCGAUCCCAACACCACAUGUUCUGGUCAUGGCAUUUGUAGCCUGUAUGGCUUCUGCAUUUGUGAUUCAUGCUACCAUGGCACCAACUGCUCGAUGAAGUGCAGUGAACAUGGCCAGUGUGUCAAUGGCUACUGUAGCUGUGACAGUUGUCAUAUUGGGACAUAUUGUGAGUCUGAAUGUAAUAACCAUGGGACCUGUAGCAGUAAUAACAAUACCGAGUGUUAUUGUGAAAGUGGCUGGCGUGGAAAGAGGUGUACCACAAGAGGAUGUCCUGGAGAAGGAGAGGACUGUAGUGGACAUGGACUGUGUAAUGCUGCCCUGCAGGUGUGCUACUGUAACCCAGGCUGGAGAGGACCUGGUUGUAAUGAGCCUGACUGCCCUGGAGAACCCAACUGUAAUGGGCGUGGCCACUGUGACCCCAGCUUUGAUCCACCUAUCUGUCGCAACUGUAGCAUUGGCUGGUUUGGCCCAGCCUGUGAUGACCCUUGUGAAUUUGGCCUGGCCUCAACGGACAAUACAAAAUGUAUCUGCAGUGACCGCUGUCACCAUGGGAAGGGAUGUAACAUUGAGUGUUCUUAUCAUGGUAACUGCACAGACAGAGGCAGGUGUUACUGUGAUCCCUGGGUGGGCUGGAAGGGGAGAUACUGUCAGCGGCCUGGCUGUCCCAGAGGGGAUAGUAAAUGGGAGUGCAGCGGCCAUGGGAACUGUAACAGUCGAAAGCUGAAGUGUACUUGUAGGAAUGGGUGGCAGGGGAUAGCAUGUGAGAUACCCGACUGUCCAGGCGAGCCUAACUGUAAUGACAGAGGAUACUGUAAUCCCACACUGGACCCCCCUGUAUGUCAGGACUGUGAGAAAGGCUGGAUGGGUCCUGCCUGUGAUGACCCAUGUACAAAUGGGAUACAGGUGCCUCCAAACAGUGGGCAGUGUCAGUGCUAUGAAGGAUGGGCGGGAGUAGGAUGUAAUUCGGAAUGCUCAGAACAUGGGACCAUUACAAACACAGUCUAUAUCAAUGGAUCCAAAUCGGGUACAUGUGUCUGUGAUCUUGGCUGGAAAGGUCCUCUGUGUGACAUUCCUGGCUGCCCUGGACUUGAUGACGUAGACUGUAGUGGACAUGGAGAGUGUAACCCACCAGAGUGUACCUGUAAUAAUGGGUGGACAGGACUGGGCUGUGAGUUACCAGAUUGCCCUGGAACGCCAGACUGCUCGGGCCAUGGCUACUGCAAUGAUACCACAGAUCCUCCCUCUUGCCAGUGUGAUCCAACAUGGAUGCACGCGGACUGUGGUACCCAGUGUCUUCAUGGCACCAUAUAUCCCCCAGGCAGUGAUAAUUGUACCUGUGACCCAGGCUGGGUGGGGAUAGGCUGUGAUGUGGAGUGUUCAUACCAUGGGACUGUCAAGAACGAUAAGUGUGACUGUGACGUUGGGUGGAGAGGAGACCUGUGUGACAUCCCAGGCUGCCCAGGUGUUGAUGUAGACUGCACAGAUCAUGGCCGCUGUAAUGCAGCCAUACAUAAAUGCACAUGUUACCCUGGCUGGGGAGGAGACGGCUGUGAGCUCCCUGACUGCCCUGGGGAACCGGAUUGCAUGGACAGGGGCCUUUGUUUGGCUGCCCACGACCCACCAAUUUGUAUCAACUGUACCCAUGGAUGGAUGGGACCUGAUUGUAAUGACCCAUGCACUUAUGGUGUUCAAACUCCUCCCAAUAGUGGAGUUUGUCAGUGCCUGCCAUGUUAUUCUGGCAGGGGAUGUACAGCAGAGUGCAGUGGGCAUGGGGAGUGUACUAAUGGGACAUACUGUAGCUGUGAAAGUGGCUGGUGGGGCAGCAAGUGUGAGGUCCAAGGAUGCCCAGGAAUAGGAACCGACUGCUCAGGAAAUGGUGCUUGUAACAAGGCAGAGCAGAAAUGUACUUGUUUCCCAGACUGGACAGGCCCAGGUUGUGAGGUUCCUCUGUGUCCAAAGAACUGUAGUGGACAUGGUGUUUGUGAAGGUUCGGAUGGCCAGGCUAGAUGUACAUGUCAGUCGAAUUGGUUUGGUUUGGCCUGUGAUGAAGAAUGUAAAUAUGGUACUGUUAUGACUGACAAACUUGGUCAGGUUUACUGUCAGUGUGACUACUGUCAUACUGGUUACAACUGCAAGCAGGAAUGCUCAGGAAAUGGAUAUUGUGACCCUCUUGAGAAACUGUGUGUGUGCAACAGGGAACUUAGGAAUAGCUGGAUAGGAAAAAGAUGUGAGAUUCAAGCUUGCCCGGGUAAAGAUGGAAACUGCAAUGGACAUGGUUCUUGUAACAGCAAUGUAGAGAAAUGCACAUGUUAUCCUGGCUGGGCAGGGGAUGACUGUAGCCUACCAACUUGUCCAUCUCAGUGCUCAGGUCAUGGCAGAUGCUUCCCAGGGCGUCCACCUAUAUGCAGCUGUGCAUCAGAAUGGGCUGGAGAGAGUUGUAAUGUGCCCUGUGUCAAUGGCACCAACCAUGGUGAUGAGAGAGGCUGUGUGUGUGACCCACCCUGUUACAGUGGCGUGGGCUGCCAUGAAGAAUGCUCAGGACAUGGCCAGUGCUCACCAGAUGGCAGCAAAUGCCAGUGCAAUAAACUGAUGGGUUAUAAAGGUGACUUGUGUGAGCUCCCAGGAUGUCCCGGGUGGCCUUACGAUUGCUCCAAUCAUGGGACAUGUAACCGUGGCACCUGGACUUGUGACUGCAACCCGGGAUGGUUUGGCGAGGCCUGUGAUGAACCGGAUUGUCCUGGAAGUCCAAAUUGUCAUGGAGUGGGUGAAUGUCCUCUACCACCAGAGGGCCAGGAGCCCAGAUGUGUCAACUGUCAGCACCCUUACAUGGGGGAUGGCUGUGAACUCCGUUGUGUGUAUGGAACUCCAAAUAGAACAGAGGAUGGUAUAUGGACUUGCAACUGUCAGCCGUGCUACAAUGGACUUGCUUGUGACAUGAAAUGCUCCGGUCACAGUAAUAUUUGCUUCUCUAAUGAAACGUGUGACUGCGGAUUUGAAGGCUACAGGGGAGAUUUCUGUGAAAUCGUCAGCUGUCCAGGAUACUGGAUUGACUGUUCUGGACAUGGAGAUUGCAACCGGGCAACCAGAGAGUGCACAUGUAACCGGGGGUGGACUGGCAGAGGCUGUGAGAUCCCUGUGUGUAAGGAACAGUGUAAUGACCAUGGUACCUGCCUUCCUCUGGACACCCCAAAAUGCAACUGCACUGAUGGCUGGUUUGGUGAUGCAUGUCAGUACAGCUGUGCCCAUGGUUCAGUAGAUCGGGAUAAUAAUACUUGCUUGUGUGAACCAUGUUAUCAUGGGUAUGAAUGCAACCAACUGUGUUCUGGUAUUGGUCACUGCACUGCCAACGGGACAUGUUUCUGUGGGUUUGAGGGAGGCCGAGGUGAAUACUGUGCCGAUCCUGGCUGCCCAGGGCUGUACAACAUGGACUGUUCAGGCCAUGGCUCUUGUAUCAAAGCCACAGGGAAGUGUAUCUGCUCUGAAGGCUGGAAGGGCAGUGGCUGCCACGUUCCAGAUUGUCCUAAGAACUGUAGUGGCAGAGGAGAUUGUAGAGUAGAUGGAAAAGAAACCAUACCUUCAUGUAAGAAUUGCUCUCAGGGUUGGAUGGGCCCUGCCUGUGAUAUACCCUGUAAUGGUAUCCAGGAGCCCAUGGACAGUGGACAGUGCAGGUGUUUUGAUGAGUGCCACCAUGGAGUCAGUUGCCUACAAAUAUGUGGUGGCAAUGGCUUAUGCACAGCAGCUGGACAGUGUGAUUGUAACAAUGGAUCUUCGAUCAACCCUGGAUGGUGGGGAAAAUACUGUGAUCAACCAGAAUGCCCAGGUUUGGGGUCAUCAUGCAGUGCACAUGGGCAGUGCUCCUCAACUCGGCAGUGCUUCUGUAGUACAGGGUGGAAAGGGGAAGGAUGUGACAUCCCUGACUGCCCAGGCCUGCCAGACUGCACUGAUCAUGGUACAUGCGAUUCCAGUGUUGAUCCACCUCAGUGUAGAUGCCAGUCAGGUUGGAUGGGACUGGCCUGUGAACUGCCUUGUAGUGCACUGCAUGGUACUCCUCAGCCUGACUUUACAUGUGUCUGUGAGCCAUGCUAUACUGGGGCAGGGUGUGACUUGCAAUGCAAUGAACAUGGUGGAUGUAAUAAUGGAACAUGUCAAUGUGAAUCUGCAUGGUGGGGCCCACUCUGUACCUACAGGGGGUGUCCAGGUGUACUCACCAACUGCAGUGGCCAUGGGUCAUGUAACAUUGCUGACCAGAAGUGCAUAUGUGACAAUGGAUGGAAAGGAGCAGGAUGUAACGUUCCUGACUGUCCUGGUACUCCAGACUGUAACAACAGAGGCACCUGUGAUGGACAAGCUGUUCCACUGCCACGCUGUACCAACUGCAUCAAUUCCAUGGGUCCUUCCUGUGAGUUACCAUGUUUACAUGGUCAUGAAGAUCCUCCUUUUAGCCAGAACUGCAAGUGCAACCCCUGUUUCUCAGACCCUGGUUGCGAGACUGAAUGUUCCACACACGGUAGGUGCUCCAACAACUCCUGUCUGUGUGACACAGGGUACAAAGGUGCUCUGUGUAAUAAGUUGGAUUGUCCAGGAGAGCCAGACUGUUCUAGUAGAGGCACCUGCACCAGACAAGGAGGGCAGUCCAUUUGUCUGUGUAAACCUGGCUUUGAAGGAGCCAAUUGCUCACAACUUGUUUGUCCUGGUGAUCCACCUUGUAAUGAUAGAGGAACUUGUCAGUUGUCAGUAGACAGCAACACUCCCCACUGUGUGUGUGGUCAUGGUUUUGCUGGUCUGGCCUGUGAGAGGUGUGUGCCACAGUACACGGGAGAGCAGUGUGAGAGGUGUGAGGACAACUACAUAGGAUACAAUGCCAGCUGUAAUGUAUUGUGUAUACACGGGGAAGCUACAUUACCAGGUGGCUCCAUAUGCCAAUGCUAUAAUGAUGACACCAGGGGGCACUGGACAGGGGCCAGUUGUACAGAAUGCCAACCAGGAUUCAGAAUGCCAGACUGUGUUCAAUGCCUCAGUGACUUUGUUGGCUUGGGCCACUGCACCAUAGAAUGUACAGCCAACCAAGGAGAAUACAAGGACCCCUAUGAUGGAGAGGGUGGCCAGGAUCUUCUACUUCCCAUAGUGAACUGUGUCGGUUUGGAUGACUUUGGUAACACUUACCAUGCCUGGAUGGGGUAUGACAACCAAAAUCCACAUAAUAUUUACCUGGCUGUAGGAGCACGGAAUAAUUUCCAGUCUUCACAGGCAGCAUUGGCUACGAUUAACAUGGGGCAGCCUUCCAAGUUUAGACCUGGCCGACAUCAGUAUGUCUUCAAAGUUGUAGGACUUCCUUUGAGUGCAGUUAUUACAUGGCAGUUGAGUUACACCCCAUCUAACCAGAUAACAACUAUAGACGUGACUUCAAAUUAUACCACAAAAUGCACUGGAUAUAUCAAACCGGAAAAAAUCUCUGGAGGAACAGAUCCAGGCUUCUGCAGUUGUUUCAAGGGUUACUGGGGGCCAGCCUGCCAAUACCUGUGUCCAGGUGGAGUGGACAAUACAUGCAAUGGCCGUGGUGUAUGUGACAAAGACACAGGAGCUUGUAUAUGUGACAUCAAAUUCACCAGUGAAUCUAACUGUGCUCUAUGUGCACAGGGAAACAGGAUUGGUUCAGACUGCUCUGUGGCUGUUACUGGUGUCUCAAACAGGGACUCUAAUGGUUUCUACCAUGGCAGAGGAUUUUCGAGUGGUCACUUCAUCAGUAUGGAUGGAGCUAUGUUUGAUCUACAAGGGACUGGAGAGUAUGUACUUUUUGAUGCUACAGGAGUGAAGGUACAUUGCAGAAGUAUUGUGUCUACAUCACACAGUGUAUCCACUGCCCUGGAUGCCAUAGCAGUUCAGAUUGGAUCAGAUGUUGUCGUAUUCCAAGGGUCAACCACUGCCAGCUCACCUGUUGGCCACAUUCGGCUUAACAACCUUGAUAUCAAUUUUACACAACGGAUAACUCUGGCAGCAGGCUACGUGUACCAGAGGGUUGCAGCAGACCACUUUUUAGUUGAAGGCACUGACUUGUUGAUAGACAUCUAUGUGAGAGGACUUUACCUUGAUAUUCAUGUCAGGUGCAGAGCUAGUAUCUGUGCCACAUCAAGUGGAUUGCUUGGGUCAUGUAAUGAUAACCCACGUGAUGACUUCAGACUGGCAAAUGGAACUGUGAUAAUUGAUGCUAAUUUAAACCAGGCAGUUAUUCAUACAACCUAUGGCCCAUCAUGGCUUGCUACUGCAGCCAAUUCCUUACUGACAGCUACUGGUUUGAUUAUACCAACAGGUGCUGGAGGGCAUUGCCUGGCUUUUAAUGCCUCUCACGUGCUGUCUGGAGCACUAAACACAUUCACAGAUGCAGAGCUGACAAUGGAAUUUAAAGUUUAUCCAGAAGUGGAAUCAACUGGAUGUCAAACCUUAGUCUCCUACAGGAAAAGUGACGUAUUCAGUGUAUUACGCUGUGGCACCACCCUGAGCAUAGACUAUAAGAAUGGAGCUGUGAAAGUUGAUACCAGUAUCUCCAUCAGAAUCAGAGCUUGGCAUCAUAUUGCAUUAGUUUGGAAGAAAACUACUAAAGUCCUCCAACUGAUUGUUAUUGCAGUUGAUGGCACAGUCCAAAAUGCCCAGUAUGUUUUCAGUGAUGGCCAAAUGUUUACACCUGGAGGGUCUCUCAUGGUUGGUCAGUGGAACACUGGAAUCUCAUCUUCUGUGUACGGCCUAAACUGGAAUUUUGUGGGAAAGGUAGAUGACCUGAGAAUAUGGUCCAUAGUGAAGACAUUUACUUCAAUACAUGCAGGUGCCUGGAAGUACUUGUCAGCAAAAUCUCCAUCUUUGGCAAACCUGUGGAGAUUUGAUGAGGGAUAUGGGACAGUUAUUGUUGAUGUUGUAGCUGGGGUCUCCCUGAGUAUGCAGACAAAACCUUGGAGGCAACCAGUGUGGGAAAUCUCUUCAGCAGAAAACCAUUUCCCCUCGCUUACAACCUACAGUAUCUACAGUGUGUCUCUAACUGGUACUAAGUUAGCACAAGCCUCAAGGUUCUGCACACAGCUCCUUUACACAGCCACAUUCAAUUCAAGCUGCAAUGCAUUGGGAGAAGGCAUGAUAAGUUUGUUUUACCAGUCCUGUAUUUACAACAUUGGGGCCUAUGGAAACAAUGAGGCAGCAUUGGAAAUACUGGUGUCCUAUUCAGACUAUUGUAAAUUUGUCCUUAACAGACAGGUGUGGCCUGCCCAAGAGUUCUGUAAGACAUUCCCAACAAGACAUUUCCCAAAAUGGAAAGGUGAGAACUGUGAUGAACUGUGUAUAUCAGGCCAAGCAAACUUGACCGAUGGUGCCUGUCAUUGUUUCGAUGGCUACUUUGGCAACAACUGUGAUGGUAUGUGCCCAUCAGAUGGCAAAUCUCCAUGUGGUCAAGGGACAUGUAACAGUACUGGUCAGUGUAUGUGCCCACUUAGUCGAAAUGCAACCACCUUGUGCAAGACCUGUAAUGAAGGGUGGUAUGGAGAAAGAUGCGAGUCCUAUGAAACAACGGUACCUCCAAGAGAUGGGCCUCAAGUUUGCCAGAUAUAUGGAUUCUCUCACUUCAUCAUGUUUGAUGGGCAGAUGUAUGAUAUGACAACUCCAGGUGAAUAUGUCCUGUUCCAGACAGGUAAUAUCACUGUCCAUGUGAGGCAGCUCCCAUGUGAAUACAGCACAUGUGUCACAGACGUGUGGAUGGCAGUUGACAACUACAGCAACAAUGUUACGUUCCAUGCCAGUGAAGAUGAUCAAACAGAAAUAGGUUACUGGAUCAAUGGAGAAGAAUCCACAUUUGACAAGGCUCUAGAAAUUGCAGGUGAAGUUCACUUGGAGAAGAAAUCCAAAACCCAAGUCAUUGUUUCAUAUUCAGGCAUGUUCAGAAUUGAUUUAUCAUCAAGAAUAGGGAUGUUCUCUGUUGAAGUUACAAGUAAGAUCUCAUCAUUCUGUGAAAGUGCUUCAGGGCUGUGUGGAAACUGUGAUGGCAACACAAAUAAUGAUUUUGUAACAGCUGAUGGUAUGGCAGUUGCAAUUAGAAAUAUUAACAACACCUUCAUCAAUAGUGUAUUUGCUGCUAAGUUCAAACUGUCAGUGUCUGUGAGCACAGGAUUCAUCUAUACAUUCCCAAACAUGAUUGUUUCCAAGAGAAUAACCAGCUCUACCAGAUAUGGACUAUAUUUUAAUGGCACCAGCUGCAAGACCACUCCACUUGAAAAUGUUUUUAGCACAAGCAGAGACGUCAGCAUACAAAUCAGUCUGAAAUUGCACAGAUACGCAGACUCUGGACAUGGAGGCAUCAUCAUGGCCUAUGAUAAAGAUAGCAUAUUUGCCCUCAGUGUGUCCAAUACAUUGGCAAUACAUACAAAUGGAAGAACAUAUAACACCAGCAUGUCGGUCAGUUUAAGCAUAUGGCACCACCUAAUCAUUUCCUAUGUCAGACAGACAAGAGCCUGUACUCUGUAUCUUUUUGACAACUUGGGACAUGUGCAGGUAUUCACAGUGAUAGUGGAUAUCGACAUUGACAUAUUUCUGCCUGGAGGUGUGCUUACGCUUGGAACAUGGCUGCCAGAACAGGGACAGAUUCCCUACCUCCUUCCCAAUGAUCCUAUUGAGUUCCAAGUUAACUACAUCAGGACAUGGGAACGGAGCUUCACAGCUCCAGAAGUAAGUCAGCUGUACAAGACGGAUAUUGGGGUGAGGAUUAGUGGAGUAAGUGCUGUUUGGACAUUUGUGGAAGGAAAAGGAAAGCAGUUGGUUGACCUAUUGGGAAAUAAUGUUUUCACAUUCCCUAAAAAGAAAGAAGAAACACCCAUUUGGUAUGCAUCUGAAGAUUCUUCACUGCCUGCCCCAAGAGUUGCAGCAUCCUAUUUCAACAGAACCUUAGAGGCCAUGGCAGAGGAAAAAUGUCUACUUCUUACCACACAAAAUGAGAUGACAUUACUUUGUGCAUCAAUUAAACUUGAUUUCUUCUUCCAGACAUGUAUAGCAGAUGUGAGGGCAUCUCAUCUGCUAAUUGCCUAUAGUUUUUCAGUACAGGCCUAUUUCAGUCAGUGUCGGGCUGUGGUCAAUGCAUCAGAAUCCCUGUGUGAGGCUCUCAACUCAACUGUGACUGAUGAAUUGGAGGCUGAAUUGGCUUGCAGUACUAACUGUAAAUUUGGCUCUCUCACUGAAGAGGAAGUAUGCAUAUGUGACCGGGGCUACUGGGGUGAGACCUGCUCAGAGACUUGUCCAGGAGGGGCCAGCAACCCAUGUAAUGGCCAUGGCACCUGCAACGCCACCAGUGGUCACUGUGACUGUGAAGUCAACUGGAGAGAUGAGACAGACUGUACACAAUGUGCUGAAGGCUGGGUGGGCCCCAACUGUGAAUUGUAUGCUCCAUCAUCCGAAACCAAUAUCACAAGGAAGGUGUGUGCCACAUUUGGAACUGGACAUUUUGUGACUUUCUCAGGCUUCAACUAUGAUUUCAAAGAAGUAGGGGAGUACUACCUGGCCAGGAACUCUAUUAGUUCCUUCUUUGUUCAAAUUAGAACUGAAGAUUGUUUCAGACAAGCUGCAUGUACAAGUGCUGUGGCAGUGUAUUUAAAUGGAGAAAUGUUCCUCAUAAGAGCUGGUCAAAGAAGAAAUGAUUCUCUGGCUAUCUGGAAAAACAACUCUAGAUUGGCAUUUAGUGGCCAAGAAGAGAAAGGACAACACUUGGUUUUCAAGCAGCAUUCUACAUUUGAAUAUGAACUGGCAAGUGUCCAUUCAGAUGUUAAGAUAAGAAUAAGAGUAGUUAGGAAAUACUUCAUGCUGACCAUGACUCUAGCCAGUGAUUUCUGUGAUAGUGAUGGUGCAGCUUGUGGGGAGUGUAAGGGAUAUGGAACUUUGAACAACGAAACUAACAUCAUCAAUCUGAGUCAGUCUUGGAAAGUAUCAAUCUCAGAAACCUUAUUCACAGCACUGUACAGUGAGAAUGUGUUUGAAGAAAGGAGGAAUUUGACAGGUGCUGGUUACUGCUUAGAAUUCAACAAUACAUUUAUAACUACUGGUUUUUUCAAUGGAACUCUCUUGAACACUGUUGACAUCACAAUUGAAUUGCUUAUCCAGACUUACUCUGCAAAUGGAGUGAUUCUUUCUAGUGGAACAUCAUCAGGAUUGGUCAUCUUUCUUGACCAUUCCAUAAAGAUAAUGCUGGGAACACACACAUUUGACACUAGGUUUGUGCUAAUUCAUCAUGAAUGGUACCAACUUGCAGUUGUGGUAGACAGAACUUCUAGCAUCUUGUCCUUCUACAUGUUUGAUUCCAAUGGGGUUUUACAUCAAAGAGCAUUUGACAUAGCCACAGUGCUAUUCACCUUUUCACCAGAGGAUGUUCUUGUUUUGGGCGAGUGGCAACCUUCAGGUAUAGAGAUACCUACAGUAAAGGGUUUCCAUGGUCAGAUUGAUGAGCUACGUGUGUGGCACAAAGCUUUCACUGUCAGUCAAGUUUCAGCAAGAUGGCAAGUCAAUGUUCUUGCAGGGCAACUUAGCCUGGCCUUUUUAUGGAAAUUUGAUGAAGGGGAAGGGGACGUUGUUCAUGAUUUAGUGUCUGGUAACAACUUUGGCAUCAUCACUCAUCCAAAAACAUUGGCAAAGGCAAGAUGGAAGUUCUCAAGUGCACCAGUAGCCAUUUUAGCAAGGAAAUAUCAUCAUGUGUACCUUGAUCCAAAUGAAGAGACAACAGUGAAAUUACAUUGCACAAAACUUGUAGAGACAUCUUUUCUUGGUAGAAGUUGUGGGUACCUCAGCCCAAGUCUACAGAGUUUCUACCUGCUAGCAUGUGUUGAUGACAUUUACAAUACUGGAGAUUAUGAUUGGGCCAUUGCAUCUGUGAUGUCGUUCUCGGAUUAUUGUCAAAUGGAGCUGAAUGCUACUUCAUGGCCUGCACAGCAUUUAUGUAACAUAUUUUCCAGAAAUAUGUUCCCCAGGUGGUAUGGCUCCAAUUGUACAGAGGAGUGUGCCUUCCCUGGUCCUGAUUUUGUCAGCUGCAAUUCAUGUGCACCAGGAUUCUGGGGCAAAUACUGUAACAAACUGUGCCCUGGCGGAUCCCAUGCGCCUUGUAAUAAUCAUGGCACAUGCAAUAAAACAGAUGGAAAAUGUGAAUGUGAUUUUACAUGGGAGGGAGACAACAACUGCACAACAUGCACUACAGGCUGGUUUGGCGCUGAUUGUUCUCUUAUUUUACAGGACCAAAUAACUACUGAUUACCGUUUUUGUUCUUCCAUCCGUAAUGGGUUUUAUGCCACAUUUGAUAGAUCAUCUUUCAUGUUCCAAGAUGCUGGUGAUUAUGUACUGUACUCUGAUACCUCAAACAACCUGACCAUUCAGAUCAAGCAAAUUAACUGCAGAAACAGAGAAUCAUGUAUAGUUGGCGUUAGCAUGAUGGUAGAUGAAACCAUACUGAUUUUGGACACCUUAUCACAUGAACACUUAACAAGAAUAUUCCUCAACCAGACGUUGAUCACCGUGGACAAGGAUCAUGGUAUUACAUCCAGAUACACCCUGCACCAAAAGUAUGAGAACUACUUCGAGAUAGAUGGGUCUGAUGGUUUCAUUCUCACUGCAGAAUACAUAGACGACUACUUUAAUGUUUACUUGAGAGUGAAGUCAGUGAAUUGUCAAACAGCUAAUGGCAUAUGUGGUACUUGUUCUACAUCAGCUUCUGUAAGCACAUGUACAGAUGAUGUGUGCCGCAUUAAGGAGCUUGGCCUCUAUCAGUUUUCAACUCAUUUUAGUCUCCAUCAACAUACCCUUUAUCACAGCAUUGUUCAGUGGAGAGUUAACACUUCCAGGAGUUUAUUUUUGACACCUGAGUAUACAGAAUCAAUACCUUUACAAUUAAGCCUUAUUCAGGGAGGUGCUUAUGCCCUCUUUUUCAACAAUUCUGGCAUAGUUUCUCAUGAGGUAUCUAGUCAAGUGCUGUAUGGCAAUUACAUAACAAUCGAGUUCCUGUUUUACAUGUAUGGCAACACCACAGGUCAGGCUGGGGGGACUUUGAUCUCCUAUACUAAAAAUCUUACAUUUGCUGUCACUGUUCAGGACUAUGUUGUCACCUUGGUCUAUGGUAGCACCACCAUUGUAACAGACAUCAGGAUAGAUGUAAAUAUCUGGAGCAAGAUUGCAUUCACUUAUUUCAAGGUUACUGGCCAACUCCGUAUAUAUUACAUUAAGGAUGAACGACAAGCUCUGUACAGACAGUAUACCAUAGGACUUGGAUGUUUUGCACCUGAGGGGACAAUAGCAUUAGGGAAAUGGCAGAUACCAACAGUGGAUGUGGGACAAGCUCCCUAUCAGAACUUUGUUGGAGUGAUUGACCAGUGCUUGAUUUGGAAUAGAUGGGUUUCUCCAGCUGAAAUGAUCAAUAGAUGGAAUAUCAAUGUGCAUCCACAUGAUUGGGCUCAUCUAGGGAUCUUUUGGAACUUUAAUGAAGGACAAGGAAGGACAGUUCAUGAUCAGAUGGCUAAGGUGCAUCUUACUAUUCCUCCACCAACUUUCAAGAUUCCAGCCUGGGUCAUUUCAACAGCCCCUGUACCCAUAGACAGCAUUUCCUCAGAGUUUUCAUCAAAACUACCAUUCUCGGACCCUGAGUUUGAAAAAAAAGCAAAAUCAUUUUGUUACAGACUUGUCUUAACUGGAAUUUUAUACGGACAAUGUAAAACAAUCUCAAGAACAGCGUAUUUUACUUAUCAGACUUGUCUGUGGAACACAGCAGUAAAUGGCACACUGGAAGCUGCUCUUGAUUCAAUUCUGUACUUUGCUCACCGGUGUCAACAGGAACUGCACCUUCCAAUUUGGCCUGCAAAAGGUCUUUGCAAUCAGCUAGGUCAAGCAUUUCCUUUGUGGGGAGGACGUACAUGUAGUGUGGAAUGUAACUUCGGUCAUGUUGAUUCUUUUAAUGUCUGUAUUUGUCACAAGGGUUACUGGGGAAGGAAAUGUGACAACGUCUGCCCAGGAGGGUCAUCCAACCCAUGCAAUGGCCAUGGAGAAUGUGGCCAACAGAAUGGAAAAUGCACCUGUAAGACCAACUGGAGAGGAAAGGAGUGUGACUCUUGUAGUCAAGGAUGGAUAGGAGCUGAUUGUUCCAUAACAGAGCCCCAGCUACCACCAGAUCAUGAGGCAGUGUGUAGUGCAGAUCCUGAUGGCUUGCUCACUACAUACGAUGGCUAUACCUAUGGUAUAAACCAAGUGGGAAUAUUCUCAUUGACAUCAUCUGUGAAUCUGGCUGUAGAGAUCAAGUACGGAAACUGUGGUCGUAGAGGCCUUUGCAUGCAGCAAGUUGCUCUUCGCUAUCUUAGAGAAAAUUUUGUCAUAGAAAAUAGCAGGACUGGACGAGGUAUACAUAUAAACAUCAAUGGACACAGAACCAACAUUGGAAGAAGAGGAGUUUCAAAUCGUGUCAGAGGUGGAUGCAGUAUUUUGAUUAUACGUCAAGGCAACAGAUAUAAAUUUAGCAUUGCAGACAUAGAAUUUGAAAUGCUUGUCCGUGUAGCACCAUUCCGGAUGUAUGUGGACUUAACAAUGCCCUCUUCUUUGUUAUCAAACUUGGAAAUGUCUGGACUCUGUGGAAGAUGUGCUGACUGCCCCAUGCGCCCUGUCACCCAAUCCUGUGGAUUGCUUCCUCUUAGAAGAAGCAGAGCUUCUGACUCAAAUGGCAUGCUAGAUUUAGGGUCACACACAACCGAGGCAGACCUGGCAUCUGUUGUUAAUAGUAUGAUGGUCAGACCUUAUGAAAGCAUCAUAAAAGAUGUGCUUGACCCAACAGGAGCAGGGUAUGCAUUAUGCUUUAGGGAUUCCUCUGUUACAGCCCAGAAAUUUGAUGCCUUUGACGGAGCAGAUUAUGUCACCAUAGAACUUCUGGUCAAACGCUGUCCUUCUUGUUCAGGAACCAUAAUGUCUUAUGCUUACAUCAAGUGUUUUUAUGUUCAGCUUGAAACUGAUGGAAAUAUUAGUUUGAGCUAUGAUGGCUAUGUUUGGAGAACAGGAGUUGAGCUUGAAGAGGACCAGUGGAACCAGCUGUCCUUGGUCUGGAGUGUGCAAUCUUUAUCACUGGACGUAUACAUCUUCAGCAGCACUGGUGUUCCUCGCAGGAGGAGAUUCAGCCUGCCGUCAAACCCAUUUGUAUCUGGAGGUACCCUCACUUUGGCAGAAUGGCAGCCAUCUGCUGACAGCAGUGGCAUACAACCUAAAGGAGAAAGGUUCCGUGGCUGUAUUGAUGAGCUUAGAGUCUGGAAUAGAUACUUUGACACUGUAGUAAUACAGCAGAAUUGGAAUGUGAACUACCAAAAUGGUGCUCCACAUUUGGUUAGCCUUUGGAAUUUUGAUGAAGGAAUAGGUAAUACUUCAACAGAUGUUAUAUCCUCACACCAGCUGACAUUUUCUACAACUUCCUUAUCACAACCAACAUGGCAGGUAUCAGAUGCACCUGUACCACACCUGUCUGAGAAAGUGGAAGACUACAUAACACAGUCUGAGAGAUUGAAGAGGUCAACGGGGAUUUCAGUGGAAGUUGCUCAGCAACAAUGUAUGAAGCUCAUGUUUUCCCAAACAUUUAAUAGCUCCUGUCCUACCGGCAAUCCUAUAAAAAUAAAAUAUGCAGAACAAUGUAUGGCAGACAUAAUUGCUGAAGAUAACCUGAAUGCUGCAGUCUACACCACCGUGGCUUUUGCAGACUACUGCCAGCUUGUUAUUCCCAACAAUACAUGGCCAGCCCAGAGUCUUUGCAACCAGUUUUCAUACAAUGCUAACUUCCCAAUGUGGAUCGGGGACAACUGCGAUAUUCCAUGUGUCUUUGGCAAUGCAGCUGAGAAUGACAAUAGUCGGUGCAUGUGUACCGAUGGGUAUUGGAACCAGUCUUGUGAUACAGAGUGCCCGGGUGGUGCUUUUAAACCCUGUGCUGGGUAUGGCAAUUGUGAUGUGAACAAUGGUCAGUGCAGUUGUCCUCUACAUAGGCAAGGUGCACCUGACUGUAUUGUCUGCUCUCAGGGCUGGUAUGGUGAAGACUGUACCAUGGCCAUUGCUAAUAACACUGUAAACACUGCUGCAGCCUUCAUUGCCUCCAAUGGUGUCAUUGUCACCCUAGAUGGCAUUCAUCACCUAGUUACAUCUAAUGGGGAGCAUUAUCUUCUAAGAACCUUUGAAGAUCAGUUUGUGCUGCAAGCUAAGUUUAUUAAGUGCUAUGGCACCAGUUCAUGCAUGACCCAUGUUGCACUGAGGACUGGAACUCCACAGAAUGGAUUUGCUACAGUUUCCAUAGCAGCACCAAGAAGUUUUAAGGACUAUCCAACAGUGUAUGUGAAUGGCCAGCAGACAGAGAUAUUCAAAACUGUGUACUUCAGAGGUGUGUCCCUUUCUAGAGUUUCCAACAGAGAAUUCCACAUUGACGGACCCUAUGACAUCACUGUCACUGUACAUUCAAAUGGAGUUUUCCUGGAUAUGCACCUAACAAUGCCAUCAAGAUUCAUUGCAGGAACUGCAGGCCUGUUGGCUGGAACUAACAGAGAAAAUGAAUUGGAGAGACUAGGACUCUUUGAAGCAAACUUUGGUCCUUUUGCAAACCUUCAAGUUUGCAAUACAAGUUGGCCUGUUCAGAGACCAUCCCCAGUUCCUGUGGAAUACCAUCCUUUCUCAGAUUUUCCUGUUGUGAUGAAUGACAGUUUUAGAAACCUUACGGCCAGCAAUUCCUCAUAUGAUACCUUUGUGCAGUAUGUGAAAAACUGGGAAGUACCUGAUUGUGACUCCUUCAUUGCGUACCAAAGCAAAGAACACCAGCAUCAGGCAACAGGUGGUUUUGCACUCAAGUUCAACUCAUCUGCUGCCUACACAAGCCAAUGGGUAUCAAGACUUAAUUUAUCUGGUUUACUAACAAUUGAACUGGAGCUAAAAUCGUUGGACAGUGAAACAGAUAAUGGUGUUCUAUUUUCCUUUGCAUCAAAUACCACAUUCUCAAUUUCCAAUCACUGGAACAUUACCUUGGAUGAUGGUAGUACAUCCUACCCAAGUGCCAUUCAUUUCCAGCCAAAGAAAUGGAACAAGAUCAUUAUUACCUAUGACGGUUCAACUGGGACCACUAACUUGUAUCAUUUUACUGAAGAAGGAGAUGUUCACAGACAUCAGUACCAACUUAGACCAGGUAUCUUUAGCUUACCAGGGACUUUGACUUUAGGUCAGUGGCAACCACCAGCUGAUGGAGAAUACCACCAAAUUCUGAAACCAUUCAUUGGCACUAUUGACAAUUUCUAUAUCUGGAAUAGAAUACUUGAACCAGCAGAAGUAUUGGACAGGUUUAGGGGGGGAGUUCCCUCUGUUACUCAGUAUCUCCAUGUAGCUUGGAGCUUCAACGAAGGUGAUGGCCACCAAUUGUUUGACAUUGUAAACCAAAAGAUGCUAGAGAUCCCAUCAGAGCCGUGGAGAAGUCCAACUUGGGUUCCGUCAGAUACUGAAGUCAGCCUGCCUUCAGUUGACAGCACUUUCCUUUACCAGGCAAUAUUUCAGGACCAGGCAUUGAAGACUGUUGCUAACAAAACUUGCUCUGACCUAUUUAUGGAUUCUCCACCUCACAGCUGCAAAGGACUAGGCACAUGGGUGCUACACUUUUAUUAUAUGGUAUGCCUCAGACUGGUCAGUGAAACAUCCAAUGUAGACAGUGGUCACCAACUAUUUCUAAGCUUCUCAACCUACUGUUCCCAUGUUAUGAACCCACCGUCCUGGCCAGCACAAUCUAUGUGUUCAAAUUUAACAUUGGUAAAGGAUUACAUUUCUCAUUGCAACCUACACUGUGUCUACGGGCAGUUGAUAAACGGACAAUGUAAAUGCGAUCCUGGACACUAUGGCACAUAUUGCGAUAACACCUGCCCUGGUACAGAUGGCAAAGGAAUAUGCAGUGGACAUGGUCAUUGCAAUGUAACAGGACAAUGUGAAUGUGAUGUCAACUGGCAAGGAAGCUUUGCUUGUGACAAAUGUAGCCCCCAUUGGCUUGGUAAUGACUGCAGUGUGGCAACCAACCCCACCAUAGACUCUCAGCAAACAAGAAAAGCAUUAGUGACCUCAAGAGGAGGAAUCCAAACACCCGAUGGUUUGCUGUUCCAUGCUGAAGGGUAUGGUAUCUACUGGCUUCUUCACAAUAAUGGCAUCUCAACACCACAAGUACAGGUACAGAAAACAUUUUGCAACAGGGCAAGUUGUAUUACAGGCUUAGCUGUUCAGUUUGAGGACAAUAAACUGACUAUAAUGCUGAACAACGAGGACAACUCUGUUGAAAAAGCCAACGUCUUAGUGAAUGGACAAAGAGCUACAUUCAUUGGAACAACCCUACAUGUAACACCACAAUGGGAGUUAAAUGUGAAGACACCUUUCUUAUAUGAAAGCAGAAUAGCAAAUCCAAAAUUGAACCUUGUCAUCCAUAUUCAAGAUGCCAGCUUGGUCAUUCUUGUAGAAAGUGUGGUCAGUAACUGUGUUAUGAAUAGAGGCCUUUUGGGAACAUGUAAUUCACACCAAGAUGAUGAUUUACAGCCACUUGAUCUGAACACUAUCACUCAAUCGAAAAUCAAUGAACUGGUUAUGAGAGACUAUGCUGUAAUUAUGGCAGAUAACUUAUUUGAGAAUUACAUACCUGUCUCCUCAACAAGUGCUGGUUAUUCCCUUGCUUUCAAUAACACAGAUGGACUUACAGAUCAGUCAAUACAUAUCUUCUCUACGGACAUUGCUGGUGCAUAUGUUACUAUCUCGCUAACAUUCAAGGCAGAGCAGUUUGGCGGAAUCAUUUUCUCUUAUGCAGGACAGAGUAGCUUUGCCAUUGAAAACACCCCUAGUGUAACUUUGCAUUUCAACAAAACUACAUACUCAACAAACAGUCAAGUUCAGCUAAAUGAGUGGAACCAGAUCAUUCUAGUGUAUGACAGGGAAGCACAAGUCUUAGACUUUUACCAUUUCACUUCAUCAACUAACCUUACAAGAAGCACCAUCAAAGUACAUCAAGAAGUCUUUCAGCCAGCAGGAAGAAUUGCACUUGGUCAGUUGUUACCAGCACCAGAUGGACAUACCUAUAACCUUGACAUGACCUUCCAUGGUAUGAUAGACAGAUUAAAUAUAUGGAAGAAACACUUUGUUCCUGCUAUGGUGUAUCAGCUGUAUGCUUUAGAUGUCUAUCCAGAAAGUCUUUACACAGAUCUGUUGCAUGUGUACAACUUCAAUACAGGCAGUGGAUAUGUAGCUGCUGAUGGCACUACAGCAGCUGACAUCAUGCUACCUUCCAAACCAUGGACAUCUCCACAGUGGAAACUUUCAAAUGCGUAUGUGUCAACUUUGGUUUCAAAACCAAACAAUUAUGUGUUCCAUAAUGAAACACUGAGAAUACAGGCAGUGAACAGAUGUCAUGCUUACUUCAACUCUUUGGCAUGUUCAGAGGCUUCAGUUCCAAUAAAAGAAUUCCUUUACCUGGAGUGUAUUAAAGAAGUAGCAAUAACAGACACCCUGGAAGCAGCAAUGCCAGCCAUAGCAACCAUCGCCAAUUGGUGUUCAUUCAGCUUUGACAGAAAUGCACUGAACAUAUGUAAUCAUACCACAGAAUCGCCUAUUUGGCUACAAUCAAAAUGCAACAAAUGUCACUUUGGCUUGUUAGAUAGUUCUGGACAAUGCCAGUGUUUUAAUGGAUUUUGGGGACAGCAGUGUGACAGAAUGUGUGCAGGAAACUUUCCCAAACCUUGCAGUGGCAAUGGAAUAUGUUUAGACAAUGGGGUAUGUCAGUGUAAUGUUAACUGGAAUGGAACAGACUGCAGCGUGUGUUCAUCUAAUGUGCAUGGGGAGGACUGUUCUCUCCUUGUAAUCCCCAAUCAUGGCAUCAUAGGACAGAUUGGAGCACAAGGCCAUGUUACUACAUUUGAUGGAGCAAUAUUUCAGGUUCAAUCUGUUGGUUGGUACACAGUACUCAAUAGCAGUGCCGAUGACUUCACAUUGUCAGUAAAGUUUGGGAUGUGCCCUACAAAUGAUAUCUCCUCUUGUGUACUUGCAGUAAGGAUGCACAAUUACAACAAGACCUACACAUUAGGGAGAGCUGGGCUACAAGAAGUGUCUCCCUUUAUAUGGGUCGAUGAGAAGAAGGUGGUGAUCAACCAUUCUGAAACAUUUGAAAAUAUUACUCUUAUAAGACAAGACAAGCAUACUGUAAUAUUGACCACCGUGGAUGAUGACAUGAAACUCAAGAUAAGAGCAACUAGAUACAGCCUGGCACUUACCAUUGUGACAACUGAAAGAACAGCAUCCCAUUUGACUGGACUAAUGCAUAGCUGUAAUACUCAAAAAGCAAUCAUGCAAUCACCAUGUAACUACACCAAUGAAGAGAUAUGUUCAUCCUCACCGUAUACCUGCAGUAAAGAAAUAACAUCAGAGACCAUAAAAACAUACACUGAACAAUUUUUGCACUCUGAUGCCCAGGGUGACCAGACUAUCAGUUCUGAACCAUACACAAAUGCUGGUUUGGCCAUGAGCUUCAGUGGCACUGGGGUAACUGCAGAAUCAGUUGUCUUUCCAUUAGAUUCUCCAUUGUCAGUAGAGCUUCUUGUCAGGCCAGAGUCCCAUGGAGGUAUUAUCCUCAUGUAUGCCACAGAAUCAAUUUUGGCAGUGUAUGAUACUGCAUCAGGACUGAAGAUCCAGAAUGAUGCCACUUUGAUCCAGACUGGUCUCAAGAUGCAGCUCCAUUUGUGGAAUCAGCUGGUGCUGGUGUUGGAUAACAAUCAGAAAGUCCUCAAUGUGUACCUUAUCUCUCCAGCUGGGGAACUCAAUGUGGAGUCUGUUGCCUGGCAAAGAGAUGCAUUUCCAGCAAACGGGACUCUUACUCUUGGACAGUGGUAUGCCCCUGCAUCUAUCCACACACCAUUAGAAAGACCAACAUUCUAUGGAUUGAUUGAUGAGCUCAGAGUGUGGACAAGACCAAUGAACCCAUCAGUGGUACGAGAUUCUUGGAAGGCACAUGUCAGUCCAAUGACAGAUGGUUUAAAGAUGUGGUGGCCAGUGAGAAAUGGGGAAAUCCAAGAGAGCAUAGAAAAACAUCACACAUUGGAUUCUGUAUCUUCUUGGUUUGAUAUUGAAACCAUGCCAUCUGAUCUUCACCUGUCUAAUGACAAAGGGCUCUUUGUCCAUCCAACUUCAACUCGAGACCCAGUGUUAAGAGUAAGAGCCAGGGAAAUCUGUAGCGAAAUUUUCACUGGAACCAAUUGGACCCAGCACUGCUCAGGCUUAGACAAAUCCAUGGUGAUUUACUAUCACCACAGGUGUGUGGAUGACUUUCUUGCCCACGGUUAUACUGAAGUACCUGAUUCUGUUGCUGAAAUAUCAGAUUACUGUCAACUAAAUUUCAACCUUACCAUAAGUCCGUUGGUGUCUCCAUGCAGCCAAUCCUCAGUUGAUGCUGUUAAUAAUGAGGUGUGCACCACAAACUGUGUUUUUGGAAAAUAUAUCAACAAUACAUGUGAGUGUAAUCCAGGGUUCUGGGGUUCUGAGUGUAGUGAGGUAUGUCCAGGAGGGUCACUACUCCCAUGUUCAGGACAUGGAUCAUGCUCCUCAAUGUCUGGUGUCUGUAACUGCACUGCUCAUUGGCAGGGAGAAGACUGUGCUGAGUGCUCCCCAGGAUGGAAUGGCUCUGACUGCUCCCUGGCAAUACAAAACAUGACCAAGGUACUGAAAACCACCACAGCCAUGGCAUUUGGAAAUUACAUCACUACGUUUAGUGGAUUAUCAUUCACUAUGACUACACUUGGCCCUUAUGAUAUGCUGUAUGUUGAAGAUUCUGUUAAGGUCACCAUCCAAGCAGUGUUUGCACCCUGUGUGAGUGAUUUGUCCUGUAGAAAGAUGACAGGUGUUGCAGUGAAGGCUGGUUCCACCAUAACAUCAGUGCAGAUAGAAACACUAGAUCAUAUAUCAGUCAGUGUCAAGAAAGGGGAAACAGAAUGGUCAGAUAUCAGCUUCUCUGGAAUGGACAGCACUUCAGACCUAGUGGUGAAAUGGGAAAAGGCAGGCCUGGUCAAAAUUACAGUCACUGAUGCAGACAUUAAUGUUUUUGUUGCUCUCACACAUAAUGAGUUAUUCUUGGGAGUGAUCAUUUCUGAUGUCCUAUCAAAGGGAGGAAAGGGGCUCCUGGGGUUCUCUGAUGUCAAAUUGCAGCCACAUCUGCUAAAUCAGACCUACAUUGACACCGUUGUCUCUGGCAGCACUGCUGUUGGCUCAUCAGGCAGAUAUUUUAAAACUCCUAUGGAUAGCAGAGAUAGUGCUGUGAACAAUGGAUAUGCAUUAUCUGUUACCAAGGGGUCAGUGAAACACACAGGAGGGAUACCAAGCAUGUCACUUAAGGAGUUCACAGUUUCCUUCUGGGUAAAAUUCUCACUGUCGGACACUCAAAACAUGAUCCAGCUGUUAAAACUACAGACCAAUGCAUCAGACUUGACUGUGACAGCCACAGGCAAUGGUGUAACAGUGAAGUGGCAAGAUUACACUUUGGGAACAACAAUGAAGGUUAUUGACUGGGUGCAUGUCUCAGUGACAUGGAGGGCCUCGGAUGGAAGACUGGUGCUAGGUGUGUUUGAUCAGCGAAACGUCUCAUCGUCAGAUGUGUAUGCUGUUGCCAUAAACAACAUUAUCACAAUCACUGGGGUUGAAUUGGGUGACACAGCAGCAGUGAGUCCUAUUGUUUUAGACAACAUUGAAAUAUGGCAGUAUGCAAAAACUUUGACCCAGGUUGAAAGUAAUUCACAGAAGUAUAAUACCAUAUACAGACCAGGUCUUCUUCUUUCUUUGCCACUGGAUGAAGGAUAUGGAGAAACAACACAAGGUAUAGUGUACCUCAGUGAACAGACCUCAGUCUUGGCAAUGAAAAUAACUGCAGAAAAGAUCAAGUGGGCAGUAUCAGCAGUGCCUUACAGAGAUCGCAGUGUACCUGUGCCAAAUACAGGGCCUACUGGAAAUACGACUGAAAUGUGUGAUGCUCUCUACAGGCAGGGGGCGAUACAAGAGCACUGCAGUGACCUCUCAGCAUCAUUAGAAUUUUACCACCAAGCUUGCAUCAACGUAGCAACAAAAAAUGAAACUGCCGCCAUGUUCUCAUUCUACUGUCAAAACACUUUAGCCUUGGAAGCAUGCCCUCUAAAAGAUUACUUCGAUGCAUGUGAAGGCCCAGCGAAACAAGACGAAGCAUUCCCUGUUGGGUUAGUUGUUGCAGCAGUGCUGGCAGGAGUAUUGUUGGUGGUAUGCAUUAUCGUCUUCAUCGUUGUCAAGCAUCAUCGCAAGAAGCGGCUCACCCGUUCAACAACUUGGGAAGAACCAAACCUCAGAGAAGCUUCUGCAUAUGCACCAUUUGACCAAAGCCAGGGCACAUUUAUGUCCAAAGGGUUUUCACCACGCAGCUCAUGGUCACGAUGGAGUUCCCGCCAAAGUGGCUAUGAACGACACAGUGGCGUAGAAGGUGACAGUGCAGCGGCAUCGCCUGAUCUGACCAGAGUGCAAAUUGUUGAGACAGAUAACCCAGUUUUUGAUCCAGAAUUAUUACCUGAUGAAGGACCAGAGUCUCCCUCAAGGACAAUUAUUCAGAUUCCUCUACGAAGACCAACUGAUGACAAGAAUACCCAAUUCUGAGGAAAAAAACAUUUACAAAUACAUGGUUAUUAAUGAUUAAAAAAACACUUCAUAGAUUGAACUUUAAUUUAUUAUUUACUAAUGUCUGAUAUUUUAAUUAAAGCUGCAUAUUAUAAUUGAAUUGCACAAAUUGUACACAGUCUUUUGAACAGAAUUGGUCGAAAUAUUAUCCAAGAAAUACAUACGAGUAAUUUUUAAUGAUAAUAUAGAAAUUUAUAUUUCAUACAUUAUCUACACUUUUUUAAAUCUGCGUCAUGAGGAAGGCAACUCUCCACUCAAUUUUUGUUAGCAGAUGUUAGUUCUUUUAUCUUAUUUCGUGUAAUGUACCUGUUUUCUGUUUUUUGCCCACAAAAUGUUCUUAUGCUUUAUUGAAUGUAUUGCUUCAUUUUAUAAAAGUAAAUAAAUGUCACAACUCA